AUGCAUGGUGACAAAGGGCCGUACGUGGUGACAAAGGGCCGUACGCAGCGAGAAAGGGCCAUACGUGGUGACAAAGGGCCGUACGUGGUGACAAAGGGCCGUACGCGGCGAGAAAGGGCCAUAUGCAGCGAGAAAGGGCCGUACAUGAGGGAGCUGAAGGAGCAGCUCCAAGCGCUUCAGGACAGCGAGCGCGGCCACACCGAGGCCCUGAACCUGCUCAAGCGGCAGCUGGCCGAGACCAAGGGAAAGAUCCAUGAAACAAACCUCACCUACGAAGACUUUCCAACCUCCAAGUACAUGGGCCCCCUGCAGUACACGAUCUGGAAAUCGCUCUUCCAGGACAUCCAUCCCGGUAAGGGGCCACAGCGCCUGCGCCCUGGAGUGCUCCAGGGAAAGAUCCAUGAAACAAACCUCACCUACGAAGACUUUCCAACCUCCAAGUACAUGGGCCCCCUGCAGUACACGAUCUGGAAAUCGCUCUUCCAGGACAUCCAUCCCGUGCCGGCCGCCCUCACGCUGGACCCCGUCACCGCUCACCAGCGCCUCAUCCUCUCAGAUGACUGCACCAUCGUGGCCUACGGCAACUUGCACCCGCAGCCGCUGCAGGACUCGCCCAAGCGCUUUGACGUGGAGGUGUCGGUGCUGGGCGCGGAGGCCUUCGGCAGCGGCGUGCACUACUGGGAGGUGGUGGUCUCCGAAAAGACCCAGUGGAUGAUCGGGCUGGCGCACGAAGCUGUCACCCGCAAGGGGAGCAUUCAGAUCCAGCCCAGCCGGGGCUUCUACUGCAUCGUCAUGCACGACGGCAACCAGUACAGCGCCUGCACCGAGCCGUGGACCCGGCUGAACGUCAAGAGCAAGCUGGAGAAAGUCGGCGUCUUCUUGGACUACGACAAAGGGCUCCUGAUCUUCUACAACGCCGACGACAUGGCGUGGCUCUACACCUUCCGGGAGAAGUUCCCCGGCAAGCUCUGCUCCUACUUCAGCCCCGGCCAGAGCCACGCCAAUGGCAAGAACGUGCAGCCGCUGCGCAUAAACACUGUCCGGAUCUAGGAGGGAGACGGGGGCUGGGCAGCCCUGCCAAGCUGGCAGCCUGAGUCCAGGCACCCGGCUAAGUCUUCCUGCGGAGACUGGAAGCCUCCAGGGCCGUGCCCACCUGCUGUUCUGUUCCUAGCUCGGACCUCCAGCUGUUACCCAUCUGGAAGGGGCAGGACUAGGGCAAGGGGGUUGUGGGCCAUACGCUGCCUGCCGUAAGGACUCGAGUCGGAGGAUUAGAUGUGGCUGGACCCGGCCCUGCUGCCCUCACACCCCGAGCUGCAUUCCAGGCAGUGGUGUUCAUUUCAUGCCCCUCCUGGGUCCACAUCGCCUCCCGGGACUAACUACCCUGCAGCCUGGCCUGGCUGCUCCCUGGGGGACAGGCGAGGGAAGCGUGAUGCUCCCCCAUUUGACGUUUCCAGUGGAAGUCUCUAACAAGCUACGGGAGAGCGGAGACCCCACCCGCAGGGCGCCAGCUGGCCUCCCUGUGCUGAGAGCUGGCCAGGGACUCCCCUCCUCCGGGAGUGACUCCCCUCCUCCGUACAUUGCAUGCAGCCUGGUGCGCGGGGCACGGCGUGUUGGUCCCGUCUUGGCCAGCUCUUGCUGGGAACGCGGCCCAGCUUGCAGACCAGGCUAAGAAACUAUUGGGAGGGAGCCCCCCAAGUGCAGCCCUAUCCCUGCACACUCCUCCUGCGGGUAGAGCCCUGAUGGGUGCAGCCUCUCGAGGGUACCCAGGCAAGCAGGCUCGGCCCCUCGGCGAGGUGGCUGCUCUGUUGACUGUGGAUGGGAGCUGCAGGGAGGAAUGUGAGGUGCUGGGGGCACAGUGUCCUGUAGCCUGGCAGGAGGGCAUCUCGGGGGGCCAGGUAUCCACAGGCCACCGUCCUGCCAGCCACGGUCAGUGAGUGGUAGGUGUCGGCCUUUCCUGGCCCCCCGCCCCUGGUCAGGCGCCCCCAGUGCUGGCGGGUUGCAUUUCCUGGAGCUGCGCCGGUACUGUGGGCUCCCUCUCCCCGAAGCUCAUGGAUUCUGUAUUGACGCUGGGCCCUAGCUCUGCAGCACUUGGUCUCAGCUGCAAUAAAGGCAAACAAAGGCCUGGAAACCUCUCUCGGCAGUGCAACUGCCCUAGCGGCUCCUGCCCACGUCCUGGGGCAGCUCGCCCAGCGGGCGGAAAUGCAGCCAGAGCUGCCGGGAGCUGCCACUUGCCCACCGUCCACGUGGGACUCUCCCCUUGGUUCACAACACCCUUCCCCUCCUGCCAUCAUACACGAGCCGGAUUCAGGGCUCUCCCCUUGGAUCAUAACACUCCUAUCCCUCCCCUUCAUCAUACAGGGGCCUGGUGCAGUUCUGGUGACGGGUGUGAUGGAUAAGGGGGGCAAGUUGGGCCCUGACUCAGUGGGUCAUACACAGGGAGGUUCACCCCAUGUAGGCAUGGGACCCGAGUCUCCCCUGCAUCACAGAAAGUUCCUGUUGGCCUCAACGAGCCAGCCAGGUGCCCAAGCUGCCUUGGCAAAUGGAGGCAGCUCCAUCUAGUGCCUUGCGGAUCCCCGCCCGCCUCCCAAGGAUGGAGUCUCCUCCCUCUUAUGCAGCACUGGCCUGGCUCCAGGAUUACAGACCAUGCAGCACUAGCUACGCACUCCCCUUCCCCCUCUUACCACUCGCCUUGCUGCUGGGGGCCUGCGGCGAGCCCUCGCCAGGCCAUGCACAAGUCUCCUCUAGCGGGAGCCACCGCAGGGCCAGCGGCUUUAAGAUUCGUUUGCUGGCGCUGCCAUGCCAUGCAGAAGCCCAGUUGCAUUGCAAAGCUGCUCUCAAGCCAGCUAGUGGGGGGUGGGAGCCCGCUUGUGCGCCUGCAAACAAGGAAGAAAACGGAUCCUGGGAGAACAAACAAUUUGCGCCACUAGACCAGCUGGAGCCACUAAUACAAGCUGGUGCAAAUCCAGAGGGACUCCACUCGGAACCGUUUCGCUCAAGUUUUUAUUUGGGGGUUAAAAUAACGUACAUGACGUGCUUUACAACAGCCAUCGUUUUUGAAAAAACUACCCCCCCCCUUUUUUAACUGAAAAAGCGGGUGGGGUGGGAAAUGGGGUGUUUUGUGAAGUUUGACGACGACAAAACGUUAAACAGAAACCUCCUGCCGCAGCUAUUUGAGGAUAGUUGACUCGCUCCACUGCUGCGGUGAGGGCAGAAUCAGGGCUGACGCCCGCACUGAGAUCACGGCAACGCUAGAAACUGCUGCCAGUAGCGGUGGGCAGGGAACCCAUUUCCUCUCAAGCACAAGCUUUGAGUGUGUCCCUAACAAGUCCCGUUCCGCGGGGGGCUGGCGCAGAGCCCUUCCAACGUGGUUCUCGAGCCCGGACGAGUCCAAGCGGUGGGGGGGUCGCAGUGGGAAGGGCGCCGUUCCACACACUCAGGUCCUGGGCGUGUUUCCUGCCCAGCUCUCCGGAGGGGCCUGAGUGUUAAUGACCGUUCUAUGCUGGCCAGCGGCUUUGUCUAGACACGGGCACACUGGGCAAGGGUGUUUGCUGGGGCCCAUGCUCCGGCUUACCAGCGCAGCCCCUUGUGUCUCCAUGGGGGCACUUUGCAGGCUGUAGGCACAAGCCAGGCUCCUCUGAAAUGAACCCUCAGGGAGAC
Molecule: messenger RNA, 3657 nt
Organism: Pelodiscus sinensis (Chinese soft-shelled turtle)
Lineage: Eukaryota; Metazoa; Chordata; Testudines; Trionychidae
Source: RefSeq, a predicted model, not a curated record